AAUCGUUCUGAUGACUACGAUGACGAGGUCAGCCUAUCACCCGGAUCAUCUGACUCCCAUAACACCUGGUGUAGUCCCCCCGUCCGUAUCUCACAACGCACUCAGGCAAUUCGCUACGCGGACGAGAUUGACUCUCGCAGCCUGCGUGCUCUGACGCCGGACGCUGAACCCUCAAGCAGAACAAAUCACACACUCCCUCCUGGUGAGAGUGAGGAGGCAAUAGUGCCCUGGUUCACAAUCUGCGUGCCACCUCAGUACUACAAGCAACCACAGAAGGCAGUUGCGCCGGCCAAUGCCACUGUCCCCCAUAUGUCCUCCGAUGACUCUGACCUUGGCUAUUCAACCUCAUUACCAGCGCCCGCUCGCUCGUCCCUGGAUCCACCUUAUCUGUCCUCAGAUCUGCUCUGCCAGACCGCUGCUCCACCAAAAGUUGUCUUCACCGACCUUCCCUUCCUGCGACCCGGCUUUUAUGAAUGGAAAAUUAUGGCAGUUUCCUUGGCUGGCAAUGGCUCCUGGACAGAUUCGCACUUUUUCGAGGUGCACAACAGUCGGCCCGAGAGCCUGUCCAGGACCCUCAAGCCAGGUAUGCUGUCUGGCCCCUUGUUGUUCCUCUUUUGCCUCUUGAAUUGUUUCUUCAGCAGUUUUAAGUGGAUCUGCCUGUUAUACAUUGCGCUCCAAGGAAAUAUCAGCCAUUACCAGUCAGCAUAUUCGGAGUAA
Molecule: messenger RNA, 717 nt
Organism: Dibothriocephalus latus
Lineage: Eukaryota; Metazoa; Platyhelminthes; Cestoda; Diphyllobothriidea; Diphyllobothriidae
Source: the annotation of a GenBank genome assembly